This is a messenger RNA of Charadrius vociferus (killdeer), 840 nucleotides long. RefSeq names its product capping protein (actin filament) muscle Z-line, alpha 3 (gene CAPZA3). Gene Ontology annotation, biological process: barbed-end actin filament capping; actin cytoskeleton organization. Gene Ontology annotation, cellular component: actin cortical patch; F-actin capping protein complex. The record is from RefSeq and is a predicted model, not a curated record. Lineage: Eukaryota; Metazoa; Chordata; Aves; Charadriiformes; Charadriidae. Gene Ontology annotation, molecular function: actin filament binding.
AUGGAGAAGGUGUCUCUCAUUUGCGGCCUGCUGUGCCAGUCCCCUCCGGGGGAGUUCAGCCAGGAUGUCCAAGAUGUCUCUGCUCUGGUCCAAGAUGACAAGCUGGUGAGGCAGGAGGGUGCCCACGUGGGGGUCUGUCACAACAAGAAUGACUUCAUCCCCAUCCAAAUAAACAAGCCCACUGCACUACUAACCCACUACAAUGACUUAGGGGGAAGCUGCUUCUUUGACCCUCAGGACAAAUUCUCGUUUGUGUUUGACCACCUGUGUGGGGUAACCAGCAAACCCCAUUGGCAGGGUGUGAUGCUAGAUGAGGGGCAGCUGUGUCAAGAGGCCCUCCAUGAGCUGCUAUUUCCUUUGGGAAACUGCUGUGUGUUCAAAAAAAGCCUGGGGAAGAAGCAGGUGUUUGUGUCUUGCAUUGAGACUCAGCAGUACCAGCCUUCAAAUCACUGGAACGGCCUUUGGAAUUCAGACUGGGCUUUUGCUCUGACUCCUUUUACCACUCAGGUUACAGGGAUCUUUCUCCUCCAGAUACACAUCUUCAGAGAUGCCAGCCUCCAUGUUACUAUCAGCAAGUCUGGGAGCGAGACUCUAAAUGUGAUAGACCAAAGUCAGCUUGCCACAGAUUUUGCGAAACUUGUGAAAGCUGAGGAUACCAAGUCUCAUGUUGCCAUUCUGGAAAACAUUCAGGCUUUGUCAGGAGAUAUAUGGCGAAAAAGUCUGUGGAACCCUGUCACUCACACUUUCAUGAAUUGGAAUAAACUACUGAAUGAUCAGCAUCUGAACACCAAUGUCUCCAAUAUAGAAAUGCCUCCAUGCACACUAUUUGAAAUGGUCUAA